Molecule: messenger RNA, 1561 nt
Organism: Zeugodacus cucurbitae (melon fly)
Lineage: Eukaryota; Metazoa; Arthropoda; Insecta; Diptera; Tephritidae
Product: nucleolin-like
Exons: 2
Coding region: 320-1138 (272 amino acids)
Biological process (GO): regulation of DNA-templated transcription
Cellular component (GO): nucleus; chromatin
Molecular function (GO): DNA binding
Source: RefSeq, a predicted model, not a curated record
GUUUUCUUUCUGUGCUCAUUUUGAAAAAGGUAACAAAUAGAACCGACGCCAAGCUUCGUGUGAUCUAUUAAUUAAUCGAAAAUUGCCCGAAACACAAAAAGAGCAAAUUUAAAUUGUAUACUGGCUUGUGUAAAUUAACAAUUAUCGGUAGUUUUGUGCAAUUAUUUAAUUAUAUGUUAUAUAGUUGGCUUAAUCAAACAUUUUUGAGAGCAAGUAUUUGCAUUGAAAAAUCAGUCACGCACGCAUACAUACACAUUUGAACGGCGGCGGUUGUAAGGCGAAUAGAACAAAAGGAGAGAACGCAAAUUAUAUCGAAAAAAUGGAAGAUGUAAAGAAGCGCGUCCACGAUGAAGUUGAAAGUGAAGAUGAAGGUGCAAUUGUUUCAACUGGAAAUAAUAGCAGUACUACCAUUCCGAAGAAACGCGGUCGUCCCUCCAAUCCAGAUAAGGUGAAGAAGGCGCCAACUGGUCGCGGCCGUGGUAGACCGGCUAAAAAUUCGAGCGGCAAAAAGAGCGUCGCUGAACCGGUUUCCGAAGAUGAAGCGCCGGUAGCCGCUAAUGGCGGUCGAGGUCGUCCACCGAAGUCUGUGGGAAGUGCACCAGGAAAAGGUCGUGGUCGUCCAAAGAAGCAACCACAAGCUUCAGAGGAAGAAGAUGAAGAUGUUGCCGAAGAAGACGAUGAAGAGGAUGAGCAGAGUGACUACAAACGCAGUGGAAAAAAACCCGGUCGUAAGCCAAAGUCACCAAAGAAAGUUGGUAGACCAAAAAAGGCCGUGAGUGAGGAUGAGGAUGAUGAAUCUGGAGAUGAUAAACGCGUUGUUACUGGACGAGGUCGUGGGAAAAAGGUAGCAGCAGUUGCUGCAAAACGGCCAGCAACGGCUGCCGCUAAUGGGGGAGUGCCGAAAAAACGUGGUCGACCUGCAGGCUCUAAAAAAUCCACUCCAGGAAGACCGGGUCGUAAACCAGCUAAAGAAGUUGAUUCCGCGGAUGAUUCACAAGACAAAGAUGACGAUGAUGAUAUGGAGUCGUCAGAAGAUGAUCACAAGAAAUCCAAAAACAAAGAUGAUACUGAAGAAGACACGGGUGCAAAUAGCAACGAAGAGGAUGAUUUAGCAGACGGUGAAGAAUCUGCCGCUUAAAGCCGGUACGGCGAAUUAUAGAUUAAAAUUGCAGGAAACGCAAAUGUUUCGGUAGUUAUAUUAAGCAGAUCAUUACACACAUACAAACAAAAAUAAUAUACAUCUCUUCAUAUGCAUUUAUUAAACAAGAAUAACAAUAGAAAUAAGUUUGAUUUGUAAUUUUUUGAGUACAGUUAUCGGCAAGUAUUUUUACAUGUUAGUCGUUGGGAAAAAUUGUAUUAAACAAAUUCUUCUAAAUCAGUAUAGUGGGAAUUUGUGAAACAUUAAUGGUUUUUGGGGUUAGUUUAGCACACAAUCAUUUUGACAAAAUUAUGUAUGGUUUAUAUGGGUUAGUUUACUUGAGAAAAUGCAUUAAUGUAUAACCAUUAUAAAACUAAAUAUAUAUAAAAUGCAAUUUUGCAUUAUUUUACAUUAAUAUAAAUU